Molecule: messenger RNA, 987 nt
Organism: Pisolithus orientalis
Lineage: Eukaryota; Fungi; Basidiomycota; Agaricomycetes; Boletales; Pisolithaceae
Product: diacylglycerol acyltransferase-domain-containing protein
Exons: 12
Coding region: 1-987 (328 amino acids)
Biological process (GO): triglyceride biosynthetic process
Cellular component (GO): endoplasmic reticulum membrane
Molecular function (GO): diacylglycerol O-acyltransferase activity
Source: RefSeq, a predicted model, not a curated record
AUGGAGGGCAGGGUAAUCACAAGGUCGCCCAGCACAUUUUCCGCAUCGGCACUUCCUACCUCUCCACUACGCCCAGUUGUCUCACUUCAUGCUUCCAUCGACUUUGUGCCUGCCAAGAUACCGCGAAAACGCAGGUUGCAAACGUUGGCAGUUGCUGUUUGGUCCACAGUAAUUAUAAUUUCCGUCUCCCUGUUUUUGUAUCUCUGUUCGAUACCCGCCCUCUGGCCUUUGAUCGCAGUAUAUCUCAUCUGGAUGUCAUGGAUAGAUAAGACCCAUGGUUCCGCUUCCCUGAAAUUAUGGCGGUACUUUGCUGAAUACUAUCCUGCAUCGUGCGCAGAAUGUGAUCUUCCCCCCGAUCGCCCAUACGUAUUCGGGUAUCACCCUCAUGCCACCGGGUUCUCCGCGGCUUUCCCGGGUAUCCGGCCGCAUCUUCUCACCCUUACUAACAAUUUCGAUGUUCCGGUGUACCGAGAGAUUCUUGCGGCCCUCGGAAUUAGCAGUGUUUCCAAGCAGUCCUGCUCGAACAUUCUGAAACGUGGACCAGGGGAGGCAAUCACCAUUGUCGUAGGUGGCGCAGCCGAGAGUUUGAGUGCACGUCCAGGUACCGCAGAUCUCACUCUGAGACGGAGCGCUGACCUUGUUCCUGUAUUUUCUUUUGGAGAAAACGACAUAUACCAGCAGAUGGCCAAUGAAAGAGGCACCACGAUCUACGCCCUGCAGAAGAGGUUCCAGAAGAUGUUUGGGUUUACCCUACCGCUCUUCCAUGGAAGGGGGCUCAUGAAUUACAACUUGGGGUUGCUCCCCUACCGCCGCAGAAUUGUGUCUGUCAUCGGCUGCCCUAUUCAUAUCGAAAAGUGCGAGAAACCCAGCCUAGAGGAAGUGACACGAGUACAAACGAAAUAUAUUGAGGAAAUCACCAGAAUAUGGAACACGUAUAAAGACGAGUUUGCAAAAACGCGAAAGAGGGAACUCAGCAUUAUUGAUUAG